UCCCUUCCCACCCUGAUAGGAGGGGCAACAGGGGGAGGGGCGGAGCAGCAGGAGGACACAGCCCCCGCCCCUCCCAUCCACGUACCUCAUCGGCACCUACGUAUCUCCAAGAGCUCCUAAUAUGGUAUCAUACGUCACUGCCUGCGCCUCGGAUUUAAGGAGGACAACCCCGCCCAGCCCGAGCCAUAAGCCGGGAGGCAGCGACACAGGAGCGGGGAGCGCUGCGGGAUCCUGACCGCCUGGAGCCUCUGUCCCGGGGGCAGACAGCUGGGGGCGUUUCCCUUCGGUGUUGCUGACCUGCCCAGCUGAGCGGGGCUGCAGCCGCGGGACCCUCUCCCCGAGCCUGGCGGCUCCCGGCGGGGCAGCCCGUCCCCUCGCUGCUCCCUCUGCCUGCCCGCCGGGUUCGCUCUGAGCCCGCUCCCCGGGGGGGGCUCUGGCUCCAGGGGACACGAGCCUGGGCGAGCUGCAAGCCGGGCUCCAGGCGCCGGCUGCCCGCGGAGCGAUCGGGGGCUGGGGGUCUCCGCCAGCAGAUCUGCUGGAGAGUCUGGAGAAGGGACAGGGAGCCAGGGGCAGGCCCUCUGCCUCGGCUUUGCUGCUGCCAAAUCGGACCCACUCAGGCCGAGAGGAGCCGACCCCAGCCCAGCACCUGCAGCAGCGUCUGUGGCCCGAGUGUCGCUGAGAGAGACGAUGGGGCCAGCAGCUGGGGCUGCUGAGAGCGAAGAGCCGCUGCAGGAGUUGUGUGUUAACGGCAAUGGACACCGGGAGACUGGAGGGAACCCAGACCCUCCUUGUAACUGCCAGAAAAGUCUGACCUGUGGAGUUGUGGUUGCACUGAUAGUUGUAUCCUCUGCUUUGAUCGCUGCCAUCAUUGCUCUGGCAGUGCUGGCGUCUAAGCUUUCAUCAGCUGAUCUGUGCCCCCCUGCUAGACCCUCGUGCCCGGACGGCUGGAUGGGGUACCGAGGGAAAUGCUACUAUUUCUCAGAGACGGAAGGGAGCUGGACCGACAGCCAGAGCCAGUGCUCUGCACAGGGGGCCUCCCUGGCUGGGAUCGACAGCGAGCAGGAAAUGGCGUUCCUGCUGCGCCAUAAGGAUUUUCGUGACCACUGGAUCGGCCUCCGGAGGGAGCAGGGUCAGGCCUGGAAAUGGGCCAACGGCACCGAAUUCAAGGACCUGUUUCAGAUAAGAGGAGGAGGUGACUGCGCGUAUCUGAACGACGAGAAAGGGGUCAGCAGCUCACGGUGCUACAUGGAAAGACGGUGGAUCUGUAGCAAACCUGAGGUGUAUGUGAUGGGAAAAGAGACUGCACUGGAAGGGGGCUCGAAAUGAGACUCCUAGAAAUGACACUGAUCCAACUCACACCUACUUGAACAAGCCAAGUCCCCAUUCGUCAGCCUGGCCAGGAUCUCAAAACCAGGCAGCGGGGCCCUCAAGCAAUAAGUGUGUCUCGUUUAAACUGUGGAUUCUUCGUAUGUGCCUUUUGCUUUUGAGCCUUUAAACUCAGGGUCACAUUGUCCAGCUUUUCUCUGCAGCUGAGAGGGAGUGAUCUCAUGAGAAGGAGACUCAGCCACACGCUGGGGAAAUGAGAGAAGGGAAGGCCUUGUUCGCUUAGACUCCAGAACAGCAUUUCUCAAAUGCAGCCACCAGCUGAUUGGUUUGCAGCCACAAGAGCCUCCAAAGUGCCCCAAGAAUCGCUGAGAUGUUAAGUAUUAAAGGUGCCUUCUAAAUGCCAUAAAUCCCAAUGCGCGCUCCCUUUUAAAUAGUACCAUGCCGGCAGAGCUGAGCUACAUGGGUGUGGUUUUCUUUCAAGUCACAAAGUGUAUUCUUUGGCUAAGAACAUAAGAACGGCCAGACUGGGUCAGAGCAAAGGUCCAUCCAGCCCAGUAUCCUGUCUGCCGACAGCGGCCAACGCCAGGUGCCCCAGAGGGAGUGAACCUAACAGGCAAUGAUCAAGUGAUCUCUCUCCUGCCAUCCAUCUCCACCCUCUGACAAACAGAGGCUAGGGACACCAUUCCUUACCCAUCCUGGCUAAUAGCCAUUCAUGGACUUAACCUCCAUGAAUUUAUCCAGUUCUCUUUUAAACCCUGUUAUAGUCCUAGCCUUCACAACCUCCUCAGGCAAGGAGUUCCAGAGGUUGACUGUGCGCUGUGUGAAGAAGAACUUCCUUUUAUUUGUUUUAAACCUGGUGCCCAUUAAUUUCAUUUGGUGGCCCCUAGUUCUUGUGUUAUGGGAACAAGUAAAUAGCUUUUCCUUAGUCACUUUCUCCGCACCACUCAUGAUUUUAUAGACCGCUAACCACUGUGUUUACAUCUCAUGUUACUGUAGCUCUGUAAGUGGCUAUGGGCCAUCUCAUUGCGUGGUGUUUGGGUAGGUUGCAAUUGUUCAUGGGCGGGGAGGUGAAAGUUAAAAAUGUGACUGGGUAUCAGAAAGUAUUUCAAAUAAUCUAGUGCCAGAAAAUGUCCUUGAAUGUGACAGCAGGUGACUCCUCUGGGACCUUCUGCGAAGAAAAGCAAAACAUAGAAAGAAAAAGGAACACUUCAGCACCAGGGGGAAAGGCAGUUUCCUGUGUUUCUGAAGCCACCCGAUUCUGUUUCUGAGCAAGUUGCAGUGUGAGAGAGAAAUUCAUCAAAUUGAAAUGUAUGUCGUGCAACAUCCCUACAGCACUCGUGCAAGGGAAGUUGAACCAAAUUACCACAGUGAGUUUCAGAGGCGCAAGCUGUUAAAUGAUGCAAAAACCAAGCUGAAAAGACAACAGCAAUGGCUCAGAUUUUGUUGUUACUAUUAUCAUUAUUAUUACUGGGCUAGGUUGAUCGGGUUUUUUUGUCUGUGAAAGAAAUUUUGGACGCAUUGGCAGAUACAUUCUCUCAUUAUUAUUUGGACUUCUCUUAUGUAAAGCAUUUUUAAAUUUAGUUCAGAAUUGUUGUACAGCCGUCCACCUUUGACCAAAAAAGCAAAAGAACAACAAAAAAAGACAAGACUGCGCAAAGCACUGGUUUGUUCUGUGUUUAGGUCCAGUAAAGAUAGGACACAACUGUACCUUAUAUUUAUUAUUGAGUCUGCAAAAAAUCCCUGUGUAAAUAUGCACAUGUAAUUUAUUUAUUUGUUUUUCCUACAGUUAGUUAAGUAUUGUCAGAGCCGCAUGCUGAGGCUGCCAAAAAUUUGUGAGAACCCCGGCUCUAGAAAGUGUGAGGAUUUGGUUUUCUAUGUAACCAUUACUUUCCAGUAUUUAUUCACUCUCGCUUGCAUCUCUGUUCUUUGAUAAUAAACGCAUUCCUGUUUUCUGUA
Molecule: messenger RNA, 3282 nt
Organism: Chelonia mydas (Green sea turtle)
Lineage: Eukaryota; Metazoa; Chordata; Testudines; Cheloniidae
Product: C-type lectin domain family 2 member D
Exons: 6
Coding region: 688-1326 (212 amino acids)
Source: RefSeq, a predicted model, not a curated record